CUGCCAGUGAAUUAAUGAUUACAGUUUAUUUUUAAACCUAAUUCUAUUUACAUUUUAAUCACAGUAUUAAAUAGAUGUUUCGUUUCUUGUUAAGUUUAGUCCAUGUAUAAUAAUUUAUGUAAGCUGUGACCGAAGCAACAAAAAUGUCUUCGGUACAGCGUGCUUUUGCUCAUAAAUUGAGCAAGCAACAUGCAGCCGAUGUUCGUCGCCAAAUAGCUACAUCAGCAUCAUAUUCAAGGGAGCUGUCAAAAAGUGGUAGCAAUUUUUCUGCUUUCUCAUCAACGAUGUCACUUUGUGAAGUUGUGGAACCUCUGGACUAUGAGGAAUUUUUAGCACAACAUCAAGCAGUUUUAGACAGAGAUCCCUUGAAAGCAAUAUUAGAUUAUCCUCCGAAUGAUGUUGAGUUACGUGUUAUAAAAAGAAAGAUCCGUACAGAAGAGCCUGUAGUUCCAGCAGAGUCACUUGAUUUAGUUUCACCAUAUGUUAAGAGAUGUAUUGAAAGUUUUACAUCUGAUUGGGUGAUGAUUCAUAGAAAACACAGAAGUAGAGCCUUACCUAUGGCCCGAGAUCAAUUGGUACAAGAAACUCCUAGGCAGGAUUUUGAGGUGGAUCAAGAACAAGUAAAUGGUUGUCAUUCUCCAAAUGAAGAUGAAACAGAUUUAUCUCAGUCCAAUUCCCAGCAAGAAACUCCUCGAGGUUCUUGGGCAAGUUUAGAUCUUCGACAUUCCCAACAUGAUCCUUUGCUUCCUAAUCUUUUAGAUAGAGUUUGCCCUGAAACCAUAGAUCAAGUAAAUGAACAGAAACGUUCAGAGGAUCGACAAGAAGCAUUAUUUCCGUUGUAUUCCUUGCCGACACCCUCUGACGAUGAGUGGCAAGAGAUUAUGUUAGCAUCAGAACCAUCAGAGCCAUUUUCUCAUAAAAUUCAUAUAAAAUGUUUACAAUUGAAAUUAGAGUUGGAAGUGGAACCUAUAUUUGCUUGUAUGGCUCUAUAUGAUGCAAAAGAAAAAAAGAAGGUUUCGGAAAAUUUCUAUGUGGAUAUGAAUUCAGAGGCAUUAAAAAGAAUGCUUGUCGGGCAUAUAGCUUAUAGUGAUCCAAGCACUCUGUCAAGAAGUUGCGUUGUAAGCAUAAGCAAGCCAAGUCCCGAUCUGUUCCUUGUUGUUCGAUUAGAAAAAGUAUUGCAAGGGGAUAUUUCCGAGUGUGCAGAGCCAUAUUUGAGAGAUGACAAAAAUAAAGAUAAAGUAAGAGCAGCAGCCACUGCAGCUUGCGAACGACUCGGCCGUUAUCGUAUGCCUCUCGCGUGGACUGCAAUUCAUCUAUCAGGAGUUAUUGGAGGAAAUGGAGAUACUGAUAGUGGUGGAAAUGCUGGUUCCUUGGAUAGAAAAUCGUCUGGUUUGGAACAAUGGCGAAAAAAAGUUGAUCCUCCAAGUCGAAGAGGAUCUUUAGAACGACGUACCUCUGAUAAAAGACGAAGUUGGUCACCGGAUGACUUUGCCAAUUGCUUGGAUAGCUUUAGACCGAUAACGCUGACUGUGUCGAGCUUUUUCAAACAAGAAAGUGAAAGGCUUCGCGAUGAAGAUUUGUAUAAACUUUUAGUGGAAUUAAGACGACCGGGGUCGAAUCUCAAAAGACUAAAAUGCAUACCUGGAAUUUUGAAAUUAGAUUUAAGCCCACGCCCCGAAGAAUUACUACGAUGUUUAGACCCUGACUUGCGAAGAUUGACACCGUAUCCCGAUGAGUUAGGUCGACCUGUCAAAGAGCUUUUAGAAUUUCCUAGUGAUAUCAUUUCUCCUGAUUUAACUUAUCGCAAUCACCUAUACAUUUAUCCAAAAGAAGUGAAUUUUAACUCUAGAACCGGUUCAGCACGUAACAUUGCAGUGCGCAUUCAGUUGAUGGGUGGUGAACAAGAAGAUGAAGCAUUAACUGCAAUUUUUGGUAGAUCUUCGUGUCCAGAGAUGACGCACGAGUACUUUACGUCAGUAUCAUAUCACAACAAAAAUCCAAACUUUUACGACGAGGUUAAAGUCAGAUUACCAGCAGAUUUGAGUGCCAGGCACCACUUACUCUUUACUUUCUAUCAUAUUAGUUGUCAAAAGAAGGUUGAGCAACCGAAUGUUGAAACACCAGUAGCUUACACGUGGCUUCCAUUACUAAGAGAUGGGCAUCUACAAUCAGGCGAAUUCUGUUUACCAGCGAUGUUAGAUCCUCCACCAGCAAACUACUCCUAUAUUGCUCCGGACGUGUUACUCCCAGGCACACGAUGGGUCGAUGCACACAAAGGAGUGUUUACAGUGAUUCUUGAGCCCAUGUCAAGUGUACAUCCUCAGGACAAGUAUAUUGACCGGUUCUUAACUCUAUGCAGUGCACUGGAAUUAAGCCAAGUACCACCCCGUAUUGGCGAAGCUGGAAUGGAGUCCGAGAUGAAAUCUGCUUUGCUCGAACUCGCACGUACCUCACAGGCUGCGUUGAUACGCUCGCUGCCGCAGAUAUUCGAUCAAUUAAUUUCGCUGCUAAUUCGACCACCGACUCUUCCCUCGCAACCUUUGAAUAUUGCAGCUACGGUGUUCGAAGCAAUUGGUUUACUUGUGAGAAAUAUAACUUAUCUGCAGGAUGGACAAGUUGAUGCUCACGGGAGACACCCAUUGCUCACUACUUAUUCAGCUUAUCAGUGUUCUUUGCCGAGAAUGAAUCAGUGUCCGGGUAUGAUGAGAACUCAAAGUAAUCCUGAUCUUCCAAUUGAGGACUUGGAGAUGGAAAUCGUCACCAGAGGCCUCGAUCGUACUGCUUCGAUGAGAACGGAGUCAGUUCAUGUUAAUAAUCAAUACAUUCCAUCAACCCGCAGAUUACUUCAUGAAGAAUUAGCUUUACACUGGGUAGUUUCAACAGGUCAAGCUCGUGAAUUAGCAAUGUGCCAUUCCUGGUUCUAUUUGGAACUAAUCGUUCGUUCGAUGGUCAUCACUUUGGCCGAGUUUAAUCUGCUUGAUUCGCCACGCAAAUCACGCUUUUCACCUCAAUUCUGCGAUGAUUUAUCAACUCUAAUAACUGCUCUUACCAAUGAAAUUAUUAAUCGUAGCGGCAAGGAUCGACAAAUCGCUUCGAAUCUAACGUCAAGUCUCGGUAAUUUUAUGUCAGAUUUAUUGGCGAUUAUGGAUAGAGGUUUCGUUUUAUCGCAGCUUAGAACUAGUUGCUGUUCACUUUCUGAUGCGUCGAUGCAGGUCCCCGACUCAGCAGCACUGUUCGCUUUGAAACUCGACUUGAUUCGCACAGUUUGUUCAAAUGAGCACUACGUCGCAUUGAAUCUACCAUUUGGCACAGGCUACACCUCAGGUUCAGCACCAGUAUCACCAAGUCCAUCAACCGGUAGCUCAGGCAGUCUCAUCUCAACUCUUGUACCUGGCGAACGUGCAAGGUUUUCCGAGCUCAGUCAAGAGUUUCGUCAGCAACAUUUCCUUGUGGGUCUGGUACUUCUCGAUUUAUCAAACACAUUAGAGAUACCAAAUCCAAUGCUACAGAACAAGGCCAUCGGUACGAUUCGUUACCUCAUGUCCUUGCACGACGCUGAUCCUCGCUACGCUGAUCCCACGGCAAAAGCUCGGGUUGCUGCAUUGUACCUGCCGUUGUUGAAUAUACUCAUGGAUGCGUUGCCGCAGUUGUAUCAUUGGGAUUCUAAGGAUAAAAGUGUGUACACCGAUGAGACUGGCUCUAUUACUCACACGGUUGCGUUGGCGAUAGCUGGUGGUGCAUCUGUCGAAGCGGCUGGCUCACACUGCCGAGUUUCUCUGAGCUCUGAGGCAACCAGACACUUACUUAUGUGCGCUUUGUGGGUCAUGAAGUCGCUAGAAAAAUCAGCAUUAGCACAGUGGAUAUCAGAACUCAGCUCGAGGAGAGUCCUAAGCAUCCUGCAGGUCUUAAAUAUAAGUACAGCUGCGUUCGAGUAUAAGGGCAAAAAGGCAUUGAAGAGGCUGCCAUCGCAGGUGACGGCCACUGGUGAUAUCAGGUCCAGACUGGAGGACGUUAUCUUAGGUCAAGGUAGUGCCAGAAGUGAGAUGAUGUUGCGGAGAAAGGAGAGAGCAAGCGGAGAUAAACUUCGAUGGCGGAAGGAUCAAAUGGCUUAUAGGCUUAGCGAGCAGCCUGAGGGUAGAGCUGUUGAGCAAGAUGCUCAUAUUGAAGGUGCUUUAGCAGCGGAAGCUUCACUUAUUGUUUUGGACACAUUGGAGACUACUGUUCAAGCUGAGGGUGGAGGAGGCAUCGUAGUAGGUGGAGUAUUGAAAGUAUUAUUAAGAGCAUUAGCAAGAAACCAAAGUACUCUAGUUCUACAGCACAUGUUCAAUACACAAAGAGCUCUAGUCUUGAAGUAUCACAGUGCGUUAUUUGAUGAGGAAGAAAGCGAAAGAUGCGGUGAUUUGUGCUUGACUUUAUUAACCAGGUGUAGCUCGCCACUUAGUGCUGUUCGGAGUCAUGCUGCUGCUAGUCUUUAUUUAUUAAUGCGACAGAACUUUGAAAUCGGCAAUAAUUUUGCGAGGGUAAAAAUGCAAGUAACCACUUCGCUGUCAGCGUUAGUUGGUCGAGGAAGAGCACCAAACGAGGGUGCACUUCGUCGAGCUCUCAAGACUGUUUUAGUGUACGCUGAAAAGGAUACAGAGAUGGCUGAUACUAGUUUUCCAGAACAAGUUAAAGAUUUGUUAUUUAAUUUGCACAUGAUACUCUCGGACACAGUGAAAAUGAAAGAAUUUCAGGAAGACCCUGAAAUGUUGUUGGAUUUGAUGUACAGAAUUGCGAAAGGUUAUCAAGGCUCGCCAGAUCUCAGGUUAACGUGGUUAGCAAACAUGGCUCAACAACACAUGGAGCGCAAAAAUCACACGGAAGCAGCAAUGUGUUUGAUACACAGUGCAGCUCUUGUUGCUGAGUACUUAUACUUGCUAGAACCUGGCGGUGGUGGCCGGCCGAUCGGUGCUGUAGCUUUGAGUCCAGUAACGCCGAAUGCUUUAGAAGAGAGUGCUGUCGGCGAUGAUGUUCUAGCGAGAAGAGAAGAGGGUCUUUGUUUGGGUCCCGAUUUUUCAGAGAGCGGAUUAGCUGGUUUGCUUGAACAUGCGGCAAGUUCAUUUCUUGCUGCAGGUAUGUAUGAAGCUAUACCCGAGGUAUACAGAGUUCUACUACCAAUUGCUGAAACAGCCCAUGAUUACAAGAAGCUGGCUAAUAUUCAUGGAAAAUUACAUGAAGCUUAUACUAGAAUUGAGCAGCUCUCUGGAAAACGCGUAUUUGGUACUUACUUUAGAGUAGGGUUCUAUGGUGUAAGAUUUGGCGAUUUGAAUGGUGAGGAAUUUAUUUAUAAGGAGCCUACUCUGACGAAAUUGCCAGAAAUUUUUUCAAGACUUGAAAAUUUCUAUGCUGAAAGAUUUGGCAGCGAUAGUAUAGUUAUUAUUAAAGAUUCUAAUCCAGUCGAUGCAGGCAAACUGGAAGCAGACAAAGCAUACGUCCAGAUAACUUAUGUAGAACCUUAUUUUGAGGCUCAUGAAUUAAGACAUCGACCGACAGUAUUUCACAGAAACUUCAACAUUCGACGGUUUUUAUACGCAACGCCGUUCACGCCUGGAGGUAAAGCUCAUGGAGAAUUACGCGAGCAAUGCAAGCGAAAAACUAUAUUGACCGUGGCAACGCAUUUUCCUUACUUGAAAACAAGAAUUCGAGUGGUCAAUAGGAAACAAAUUUUAUUGAGUCCUAUCGAGGUAGCUAUUGAAGAUAUACAAAAGAAAACUGCUGAAUUAGCAGCGGCGACAAAUCAAGAGCCACCCGACGCAAAAAUGCUACAAAUGGUGCUACAAGGUUGUAUAGGUACUACUGUGAAUCAAGGUCCGACAGAAGUUGCAAAUGUAUUCUUAGCUGGACUGAGAGAACAAAAUAUUCAGCCUAACAAACUACAGCAUAAGCUACGCCUUUGCUUCAAAGAUUUUUCCAAAAAAUGCCUAGAUGCGCUUCGUAAGAACAAAAAUUUGAUUGGUUCUGAUCAACGAGAUUACCAGAGAGAAUUGGAGCGAAAUUAUCAACGAUUUACUGAACGAUUGGCACCAUUAAUUGCUUGGAGUGGUCAGUCGCCAACAAGUCAAGUGCCAGCAAUCAGUAAACCAACAUCACCUAACUGGUCUUAAUAGUGCAAAAGCCACAUUCGAAUUACGAGCCAAAGAACAAAUGUUUUUUUUUUAAACUAACUUAUUAUUAGAACGCACUUUUUAUUGCAGCGAUUCCGUCACAUAUAAGUAUUUUUUAAUUAUACAUAGAUAUUUGUAAGCAACGUAUGCAUUUAGACGCGUUUUAUUUUAGCAUUUCAUAAGCGAUGUAUUUAUGUCUGUGAUUCGUUAAUGACGUUGACGUAAGUUUGUGAUUUCUACUCUAUCUCUCUCUCUCUUUUUUUUUAUAUGUACGUGACAACGAUCAAACUUUUAGAAACAUGACGUAUACGUAAUUUUUUAUAAUGCAAAAAAGUA
This is a messenger RNA of Phymastichus coffea, 6479 nucleotides long. It is a transcript of the gene Zir, whose product is annotated as dedicator of cytokinesis protein 7. Bases 144 to 6143 code for a protein of 1999 amino acids. The record is from RefSeq and is a predicted model, not a curated record. Gene Ontology annotation, biological process: positive regulation of GTPase activity; small GTPase-mediated signal transduction. Gene Ontology annotation, molecular function: guanyl-nucleotide exchange factor activity. The transcript has 20 exons. Lineage: Eukaryota; Metazoa; Arthropoda; Insecta; Hymenoptera; Eulophidae.